Molecule: messenger RNA, 389 nt
Organism: Gopherus evgoodei (Goodes thornscrub tortoise)
Lineage: Eukaryota; Metazoa; Chordata; Testudines; Testudinidae
Gene: CTXND1
Product: cortexin domain containing 1
Exons: 3
Coding region: 95-361 (88 amino acids)
Source: RefSeq, a predicted model, not a curated record
CCUACGUUACUGGAAUGCUAACAUACGAUUGAAAGCCUCGCAUCUGGAAGCAGAGGCCCUCACCUCCUUCACCCAGCAGCCUGACAAAGGGUGGAUGUCAAGGGAAAUCUCUCUCACCGCUCAUUCUGUGUACAAUGAUGGUAGCAGUAAGCACAAACCUGGACAAGGAGAGAUGCAAACAAUGGAGGCCCCAACACCAGAGCCUGCGUACAUUGAUGUGGACAAAGGACUAACAUUAGGAUGUUUCGUCGUCCUUUGCCUUUUCUUGAUUGUGAUGAUUAUUCGCUGUGCAAAAGUCAUCAUGGACCCUUACAGCGCCAUCCCAACUUCCACAUGGGAGGAACAGCACCUGGAUGACUGAAAGGAACACUGCUGGAAGCUUUCAGAGC